ACCACGCACGCCAAUCUCAGCUGGCGCGACAACCACCCUUAUCUGAUACUGCACAAGCAUCAACAUCUCCACCAAAAAACACAAGGCAUGUCACUCCAAGGCCAGCUCACCACCAUCCCCUGCGGGCCCUUCUUCUAUCCAGUUUUCACUUCCGGUGACCUCACAGCCACCCGCGCUGUCGUCUUCAUCGGCGGUCUCACAAACGGCCUCGGCGCAGUGCCCUUCACUUAUCCCUUGAGCGAUGCCCUAGGAAAAGCCGGGUGGAAACUGAUUCAAUUCCACUGGAGCUCAGCAUACGGUGGCUACGGCACAGGUAGCUUGGACCGGGAUCGAGAAGAAAUGCAGGCCUUGGUCAAGUACUUGAAGACGACCGGCGGCUUAUCCAAAGUUAUUAUCAUGGGUCACUCGACAGGCUCCCAAAACGUCAUGCACUACCUCUCCUCUUCCAUCAAUAACGACCCGGCCUACCACGUCGACGGCGGGAUCAUGCAAGCGCCUGUCUCUGACAGAGAAGUCUGUGCCAAAGAUAAGCCAUACUGCGACUACCUUUCCUUAGCAGAGGAGAUGGUCAAAAAGGGAAGGGGGCAUGAAAUCAUGCCGGACGAGUUUUGCAAGAAGGCAGGAUUUGGAGGGGUCGAGAUGAAGAUGACGGCGUAUAGGCUCUGGAGUCUGAUGGGCGUUGGUGGCGACGAUGACUAUUUCUCCGCCGACAUCCCUCUCGAGCCCACCCAGCCAUAUGUCCAUUCCCUCUCUACCUCCUUUGGUGCACUCACUGCCCCAGCGUUAGCUCUCUUCUCUGAAAAAGAUGCCGAAUGGAUCGUUGCACGCCCAGAAGACCUUCUUCCGAAGUGGGCAGAUGCCGCUAAUGGAAAACUGGAAUGGCGCAUUAUUAAAGGGGCAUCGCACGAUGUAAACGAAAAGGAGGCUCAGGCGGUGCUUUGUGAAGAUGUGUUGAGUUGGUUGAGAAAGUUUGAGUAGAGUGCCGUUUAUUGGGUACUCACUUAAAAAGGUUUAUUAUUGCAUGAUUUUAAUAUUGGCAACCAACAAAAUGAACAUCACCAGAUCCUUGCUUUUGGCCUUUCGUGGUGGUAGACAGUCACGUAUCCACGAGUGCAUGAUAUCUA
This is a messenger RNA of Cryptococcus deneoformans JEC21, 1124 nucleotides long. RefSeq lists its product as hypothetical. NCBI's taxonomy places the organism in Eukaryota, Fungi, Basidiomycota, Tremellomycetes, Tremellales, Cryptococcaceae. The coding region runs from base 88 to 978 and encodes 296 amino acids. The record is from RefSeq and is a predicted model, not a curated record. The transcript is spliced from 5 exons.